UUUUUUUUUUGUUCUAAUGGCACCUAUUGAUAGUUAUGCUCAUUAUUUGAUAGCAAGACAAGCAGUGCAAGAUCAAGCAACCAAUGCAUUAACACCAACAGAAGAUCAAAAAAUCAUUCUUAUUAUUAUAGGUGUCUAUAUUGCUGCUAUUCUAGUCUUAUGGAAUAUGCCCAUUGCCAAGAUCAUCCUUUCUCCAUUCAAGUUGUUGACAGUAGGUUUACACGAAUUUUCUCAUGCUAUUGUUGGUUGUAUGACUUGUGCAAAAAUUGAAUCUAUUGAAAUUGAUCCAGAUGAAGGUGGGGUAACAAGAAUGAGAGGUGGUAUACCAAUGUGUACCUUACCAGCAGGUUAUCUUGGAUCUUCAGCCAUUGGCGCUAUUUUGGUCAUGUGUAGUUUCAACAUUCUGGCAUCUAAAAUUGCAUCCAUCUUUUUGGGUGUCUGUCUAUUAUUUACAUUAUGGUGGGCAAAGAAUUGGUUGACGCGUGGUAUUGGAUUUGCUUUUAUUGCUAUCAUGGUCUUUUUAUGGUGGUUAGCUCAUGGGGUUGGAUUACGUUAUUUUGUUCUUUUCAUUGGUGUUAUGUCAAGUCUUUAUUGUUUAUGGGAUAUCUUGGACGAUUUGGUAUUUAGAAAAGCAUUCGAAUCUGAUGCCUCAAAAUUCGCAAAAUUAUGUGGAUCAUGCAUGUCAAGUCGUGUUUGGGGUGUAUUAUGGUUUUGUAUUAGUUUGAUCUUCUUUAUUGCUGGUAUCCUGAUUGGUUUAGCUGCCUUUAAAGAGGAUAUGCAAACUCAACAACAACAAGCAGCAGGAUUUGGCUGGUAGACUCUCUUCCUCUUUCUUUUGAUAUCUUUCUUUA
This is a messenger RNA of Halteromyces radiatus, 851 nucleotides long. RefSeq names its product peptidase M50B-like-domain-containing protein. The transcript is spliced from 5 exons. The record is from RefSeq and is a predicted model, not a curated record. Lineage: Eukaryota; Fungi; Mucoromycota; Mucoromycetes; Mucorales; Cunninghamellaceae. The coding region runs from base 17 to 817 and encodes 266 amino acids.